Messenger RNA from Populus nigra (black poplar), 1446 nucleotides. RefSeq lists its product as uncharacterized. Lineage: Eukaryota; Viridiplantae; Streptophyta; Magnoliopsida; Malpighiales; Salicaceae. The record is from RefSeq and is a predicted model, not a curated record. The transcript is spliced from 3 exons. Bases 746 to 1231 code for a protein of 161 amino acids.
ACUUGACAUCCCCCAAACCCCACAACAGCAUAAAAGGAUCCUUUAUGAUUUCUUUCUCAAACGUAACAAUUGCUUGCUUUUUUAUGUCAUCAUUAUUAAUCUGUGGAGUGAGCCUCUAUCCCAACUUGCCUAAUCUGUACUAGUGCUAAAAAGACUUGUUGGCUGGCUCCUCUACUGCUUCCACUUACGUGCAUAUUUCCAGCUCUUCCAAGUUCAUAUUCAAGGCUAUGAAUCAAGGGUGUUUGGUCCUCAAGUACGAUAGCUGGGAGCAACAAGCAUUUACUUUGUGACGUUCCAUCGCUGCCUGCCUUCCUUAGUACGUUUAUAAUUGAUAGGAAAGUAAUCAUCGGAAUGAUUCCAUCUUAUUACCUUCCUUUUCUCAAGGAUUUGGUAGCUGGCCAGAUUUUCUGCUGAUUUUGAGUACUUUUGGUUAGGACCUCGGUGAAUUCUCCAGCCAGCUUACCCACCUGUCCUUUCCGAGCUAAAUAUCAGCAGGAGGUUACAUUGCCAUUUCAACCACCAAAAAGCUCUUGUUUCUUCUGUGAAUACAACUUAAUGAAGUAUCAGGCUGGCAGUUGGCCUUACCCUUCUUCAGUUCCUUUUCAUUAGCAGAGGGCAUAUUUCAAUUUUCCCUAGCAUCUUCUUUGCGCUGCCUCUCCUGACUAAAGAAAUAACUCUAGGUGGACAAGUGUGCACUUCAUCUUCUGUCUCUUAAUAUCGUUCAACUGCUUAGCUUCAUGCAAACAUGAAUAACUCUCCAAUGUACCAAAACUACGAGGCAAGCGAGCAUGGUGCUUACGAGUUUGAUCCUCAAGUUGACUUUACACAGUUCUUGGAAGAAGCAAGACAACAUGCAAGAGAAAUGAAUCUACAGUCAAUUUUACCACAUCCAGAAUCUGGAAAAGAAAGAGUGGAAGUAGAGAAAAAGAGCAGGAGGUCCUGGAAACACUCUCUCCUCAAAUGGUGGAAUGCCGAGAAAAAGACCAAGACCAUCGUAGAACCAGCAAAUAGCUCUAACAUUUCAAAUCCAAGAAAGGGUCAUGUCUCCGGUCCUAUAUAUGGAAGUGGCAGAGGAGUUGAAGUCAGGUAUCGGCGACAAACAUCUGGGCCGCUGACUAAUCUUUUCAACCGUUCCAAGAGCGUGGAGAACGAGAACCGUUAUGUGUGUCUCGACCAACUUAACAAUCCCCAAGGUGUCAAGGCCUAUGGACCUGUUUACCUGGUAACUUAGCAUUUCGGCGACAAAAGCUUUGCACUGAAACUUCUUCACUUUCCGUAGUGAAGUAGCUCUUGGUCGAAGGAUGGUGACACUAAGUGUGUUUGAUCAUUCGGAGAGGCAGAAACAACUAAUAUCUGGAAUCCAAGUAAUCAGCUUUAAUUUCUGUACAGUAGAUUAUUUAUAAUAGAAAGAGAUCGAGACCAGGACAACUUAUUAGUUUUAUUCUA